UUGGGCGGGAGUUGACACUUUCAGCCAAUCGGGUCACACGCACGCUGCACUUCUCCUCCGACGGUCGGAAACAUGGCGCUCCGGGAGCUAUCAUCGCUGGAGAAAUUUUUAGGAUUGAAAAAGCCGAACAAGUACAGCACACAGGGGGAUAAAAAGGUACCUGUGCUACAGAGUAAUAAUGGCGCUCCACUGGUGGGGCUGGUGACCAUCGCCUGUCACCUGGUCAAAGAGGCCAAGCGCCCGGAGCUGCUGGGUGACUCUGCAGAGAGCAGGGCUGUGGUGCAGCAGUGGCUGGAGCACAGAGUCACUAAGCUGGACGGCUGCACAAAGGAGGACAUGAAGACCAUCCUCAAGGAUCUCAACCUCUACCUGCAAGACAAGGUCUACCUGGCUGGGAACCAGCUCACCAUAGCUGAUACUUUCAUGUACUAUGGAAUCCAUCCACUCAUAGUGGACUUGGCCAUCCAGGAGAAGGAGCAGUAUGUAAACGUGACACGAUGGUUCGACCAUAUUCAGCACUACCCCGGAAUCCGACACCACCUCCCUCCCGUAGCCGUGCUCAGGAACAGAAUUUACACCGGCAGACACCACUGAGACCUGACUCCACCCACUCAUCCAGCCUGAAUCGUCACAAUGUCAUCUGUGUUAUGGCGCAGACAUGGGCAACUGAUCCGGUGAAAUCUUCACCACCAUCAUCAUCACAAUUUAAGGAUGUUUCCUCAUAGUCACUUCUACCCAAGAUCUCUCCUUUUUAUUUCUGUUUUUUCUGGAUCAUGAUUCCUGCCUUUUAUGUUAAGUCCUGGUCACAUACCUGAACACUGUUUGUGUGCUCUUGUGGGAAAAUCUGUAAAGAGCAAAAACACUAAAACCUUAGUAGGAGUAUGAGGUACUGAACCUCCAUAAAGAGAUUCCUUCCUAAAAACAAAAUCAUGCUCUUUAAAAAACAAAGUCUGUUUUUAAUCAUUAUAUUGUUCAGUACCACUGGGUCAAGUGUUGGGAGAGGAAGCAUGAAAUUCUGGUCAUUCAACCCUGCUAACUUUAUUUAAAAGAAGUCUGAUGUCUUAACCCUUGUUCUGUUACUAGGGAGCUCAUUUGUGACAAUUACGUCUGUCCAUUAUGUUUUUGGUUGUGUGGGACUUUCAGAUGUUUGUAAGGUUGUUUUCAAAGGGAAUGCUGUUUGGGUUGCAUUGAAGGGGAAGUGCUGCUAGCUUGUUGAAAAGGUGUUUUUAUUUAUAAAUGGUGGUUAAAUGAUGAUUCUAUGUGUAAUCUGAGCCUUAAAUAUGUCAACGACAAGUAUUACAGGUUCAGAGAAGACUUAAUAAGAUGUUAUUUAACUGGCGGUACAUUAUGUCCUUAGGAAACGCAGCUUCCUUCAUGCCAUAUCAAUGCAUUUUCAGCAGCAGUUUGUCAAAAUAAAUGUGGUUGCCUGUUUAAAAUCCUAACCCCAUAAUGACCACAGUCAGUGGGGCCUCAGAUCGGCCUCUCUCAGCUCACAGCCAUAUCUGGACCCUGGUGUUUAUGUUUUUCACAUGCAACUCUCAGCCAUUUCACUGGACAGUUGAGUUCCUCUUUAUGUGUGUGUGUGUGUGUGUGUGUGUGUGUGUGUUCCUGAUUACAUCCGCGCUCUCUGUCCCACUUCCUCACCACCAGUCGUGUGGGCAGCAGCGAGCAGUUGAGCGUCAGCCCCAGAGUCAGAGAUCAGAGUGAGGCUCCAAUCAGUCCCACUACCACCACUGUUGAUGCUGCAGGCCACAGAGAGGGCAGCGGGCUCACCAGCUGCCACACAGAUCCAGCCAGCCAAGGCCAGAACCCAGGCCCGUGGGCGACAGUCAGCCACUGUGUGUCAUUUCAACCCUCACGCUUCCACGGGGGGCUACUGGAGAGAGGGACCAUGGAGAGAGAGAAAAAGAGCACCCAGAGGCCGAGGGAUCUUUUUGUGACAUGUGAACAAUGAUCCGCCCGUCUGAAAGCCUCACUGCUGCUGGCUGGAUGUUUGCUGUUAGCACUAUUAACAGGUUUAGUCGUGGCGGUGGUGGCAGAACCUGUAAACUCACAUUAUGUUAAAUGGUAAUUAUGAAUAAAACAAAGAACAGUCUGAACAUGUGGUACGGUUAGAGAAUUGUCUAUUCAGUCAGCUCCUAUUGAUCAAAUUCUAAUUUUCAAGGCUUUUGCUGGUGUAUAAAUCAAAGGGUUACUUGUACACACUAAAGUCUUUGAGCACAGUAACUGUCCACUCUACAAACACUCAGUUUUGUGUUUGCCUCAGUGCUUCUCUUCUUCCUUAUCGUCUUAUUUUGUAAAAACGCUCCCAUUUAGGCCUUAUGUUUAAUUUCCUCCACCCUAACAGGCUGUACGUACCUUUUCCCAUCUGCUACUUCAUGUCAUCUGAUGUAACCAUGCUGUUCACCCCGUGCCAAUAAAUCAAAGGGAUUCACAGCUCAUGACCCCUGACCAUC
Acanthopagrus latus (yellowfin seabream) is the source of this 2456-nucleotide messenger RNA. It is a transcript of the gene eef1e1, whose product is annotated as eukaryotic translation elongation factor 1 epsilon 1. Gene Ontology annotation, cellular component: cytoplasm; aminoacyl-tRNA synthetase multienzyme complex; nucleus. NCBI's taxonomy places the organism in Eukaryota, Metazoa, Chordata, Actinopteri, Spariformes, Sparidae. The transcript has 4 exons. The record is from RefSeq and is a predicted model, not a curated record. The coding region runs from base 73 to 594 and encodes 173 amino acids. Gene Ontology annotation, biological process: positive regulation of DNA damage response, signal transduction by p53 class mediator.